CAAAAAAAUAGUACCCUACAUCCCAACCUUCGAUACCCUCUGUCUCUCUCACGCUUCACUUAACUUCCCUUCUCUCUGGCAUCAAAGCGAACCAGAGACUCUCGCGCUCUCUCUUCUCUCUGCGACUUUUCCUCUUCAAUUUCGAUCUCAAAUCUGGUAUCUUGCCUCAAAUCUCAAUUUGAACAGUUUUGUUUCUUCUUUUGGUGGUUUGUGUUUUCAUGAUUUCGUUCCCCUGUUUGUUUCACGAGAAAACCGAGGAAAAAGCAUGACCCAAAGAAAUUCUAGUCUUGCUUGUUAUCAUUCGUCAUGUUUGUUUAUUAACCAUUUUUACUUUGGUAUCCGAAUUAAAUGAAAUAGGAUGAAAGUUUUAAGCUUUCCGUUUCCUUUGUUUUCCGAUCAUUUCUUAGCAACCAAACAUCAUGUUUUGUAAUCCAAGACUCCGAAAAUUAAACCUUUGUGAAUUCUGUUAUUCCAGAAGGUAACUAAGAGAAAAAGACUUGCUGAAGCUGCCUAGCUAAGGAAGUUGUCAUCAAGUUAAGAUUAAGAUAUGGAACUGAACACCACAAAAGAUGCAUUUGACCAUGUUGCUAAGAGGCAGAAAUUAUCUUCCUCUAAAUCCCAAGAAGUAGUUGAUCGAGUUGGCCAUGAAAUUGAGCAGGCAUUGGCAAAAAUCCAGGCCUCUAAUGAUCCCCUGUCCCCUAUUGAUCUGAAAUCCAUUCUUACUGAGCUAAAACUCAAGCUCAAUACUAUUGGUCCACUCCACCAGUUAGAAGGACUGCAGAAGGAACGUAACAUAAAUCUCAGCAAGUACCCCAAACUUCUUGAAAAGUCAUUCAAUCCUGACAUAUCCAAGGCAUAUAGAAAUGUUGAUUUUGACUUCCACAUAGUGAAUCAGAUAAUUGCAAGUCACUUUUACCGGCAAGGCUUGUUUGACCUUGGAGAUUGCCUGAUAAAAGAAGCUGGAGAACCUGAGGCGAUUGCAAUUAGAUCUCAUUUCUUAGAAAUGUAUCAAAUACUUGAAGCUUUGAAGGUUAAAAACCUUGAGCCUGCUCUGAACUGGAUCACUGCCAAUCGCGAAAAGCUCAAGCAAAAUGGUUCAACUCUUGAGCUGAAACUUCACAGGCUUCAAUUUCUGGAGAUUAUCCAGAACGGAACUAAAGCUGAUGCACUUAGUUAUGCCAGAACUUACCUUUCUCCUUUUGCUUCCCUGCACAUGAAUGAGUUUCAGAGGCUUGUGGUUUGCAUCAUAUGGGUAGGAAAGCUUGACAGCUGCCCACAUGCUGAGUUAAUGGCUCCAGCUCAUUGGGAGGAAUUUACUGUGGAGCUCACCCAACAUUUUUGCCGUCUUGUGGGACAGUCCUCUCCGAGCCCACUGAGUGUGGCCAUAACAGCUGGUAUUGAAGGGUUGCCUACACUUUUGAAGCUGGCUAAUGUAAUGGCUGUAAAGAAGCAGGAGUGGCUAGCAAUAAAACAAUUGCCAGUGCCAGUGGAAUUGGGGAAGGAAUUUCAGUUUCACUCAAUAUUUGUAUGUCCUGUUAGUAGAGAUCAAGGCAGUGAAGAGAAUCCACCAAUGCUGAUGCCUUGUCUGCAUGUCCUAUGCAAGCAAUCGAUCAUGAAGCUGUCGAAAAGCAGCUCUCGGACAUUCAAAUGUCCUUACUGUCCAACAGAGGCUUCAGCUGCACAGUGCAGGCAACUGUAUUUCUGAUGAAUAUCAUGAUUGUAGAGCAAGUUUUUAGGCUCCUCCUCUUGUGGUCCUUAAAUUUGUGCUUUGUUUUAAGCAUUUUUAUUUAAAGAAGAUUGUAUAUAGAAAUUCUUUGUACAUUCACAGUUUAUUUUUACAAGGUUUAUCAUU
This is a messenger RNA of Theobroma umbraticum, 1852 nucleotides long. NCBI's taxonomy places the organism in Eukaryota, Viridiplantae, Streptophyta, Magnoliopsida, Malvales, Malvaceae. The record is from RefSeq and is a predicted model, not a curated record.